Molecule: messenger RNA, 2282 nt
Organism: Pseudovirgaria hyperparasitica
Lineage: Eukaryota; Fungi; Ascomycota; Dothideomycetes; Acrospermales; Acrospermaceae
Product: heat shock 70 kDa protein
Exons: 2
Coding region: 1-1965 (654 amino acids)
Biological process (GO): vesicle-mediated transport; cellular response to unfolded protein; protein refolding
Cellular component (GO): cytoplasm; plasma membrane; nucleus
Molecular function (GO): heat shock protein binding; ATP-dependent protein folding chaperone; ATP binding
Source: RefSeq, a predicted model, not a curated record
AUGGCUCCCGCGAUCGGUAUUGAUUUGGGAACAACCUACUCUUGCGUAGGCAUCUUCAGAGAUGACCGCAUUGAGAUCAUCGCCAACGAUCAGGGAAACAGAACAACCCCGUCCUUCGUCGCCUUCACAGAUACCGAGCGUCUGAUUGGUGACUCUGCCAAGAAUCAAGUCGCUAUGAACCCUUCAAACACAGUCUUUGACGCCAAGCGUCUUAUCGGACGCAAGUUUGCCGACCCUGAGGUUCAGGCCGACAUGAAGCAUUUUCCCUUCAAGGUCCUCGAUAAAGGUGGCAAGCCAGUCAUCGGUGUCGAGUUCAAGGGCGAGGAGAAGACAUUCACCCCCGAGGAAAUCUCGUCGAUGAUUCUUACCAAGAUGCGCGAAACCGCUGAAUCUUACCUGGGUUGUACCGUCAACAACGCUGUUGUUACAGUUCCAGCUUACUUCAACGAUUCUCAACGUCAAGCUACCAAGGAUGCCGGACUCAUCUCAGGACUGAACGUCCUCCGUAUCAUCAACGAGCCCACCGCAGCCGCCAUCGCCUACGGUCUUGAUAAGAAACAGACCGGAGAACGAAAUGUCCUCAUUUUUGACCUAGGUGGUGGCACCUUCGAUGUGUCACUGCUUAGCAUUGAGGAGGGAAUUUUCGAGGUCAAGUCUACCGCUGGCGAUACUCACUUAGGUGGUGAGGACUUUGACAACAGACUUGUAAACCACUUCGUUGCCGAUUUCAAGCGAAAGCACAAGAAGGAUCUAACUUCCAAUGCGCGCGCCCUUCGACGACUUCGCACCGCCUGCGAGCGUGCUAAGCGUACCCUCUCCUCAUCAGCUCAGACCUCAAUUGAAAUCGAUUCGCUGUUCGAGGGCAUUGACUUCUACACGUCUAUAACUCGUGCCCGCUUUGAAGAGCUGUGCCAGGAUCUUUUCCGGUCCACCAUGGAGCCAGUCGAGCGUGUCCUCCGCGACGCGAAGAUUGACAAGUCCUCCGUCCACGAAAUUGUUCUCGUCGGUGGCUCUACUCGUAUCCCCAAGGUUCAGAAGAUGGUGUCCGAUUUCUUCAACGGCAAGGAGCCAAAUAAGUCCAUCAACCCCGACGAAGCCGUUGCCUACGGUGCCGCUGUACAAGCUGCUAUCCUCUCCGGUGACACCUCUUCCAAGUCAACUAAUGAGAUUUUGUUGCUCGACGUUGCUCCUCUUUCCGUUGGUAUCGAAACCGCCGGAGGAGUGAUGACUGCUCUGAUCAAGCGCAACACGACCAUCCCAACGAAGAAAUCCGAAGUGUUCUCUACCUUCUCCGAUAACCAGCCUGGCGUGCUUAUCCAAGUCUAUGAAGGUGAGCGUGCCCGCACGAAGGAUAACAAUCUCCUUGGAAAGUUCGAACUCUCUGGCAUUCCGCCUGCCCCCCGUGGUGUACCCCAAAUCGAGGUUACGUUUGACGUUGAUGCCAACGGUAUCAUGAACGUCUCUGCUCUCGAAAAGGGUACCGGCAAGACUAAUAAGAUCGUCAUCACCAAUGACAAGGGUCGUCUAUCCAAGGAGGACAUCGAGAGGAUGUUGGCCGAGGCCGAGAAGUACAAAGCUGAAGAUGAGGCUGAAGCUUCCCGCAUUUCUGCGAAGAACGCCCUCGAGUCUUACGCAUACAGUUUGAGGAAUACCCUCUCUGACUCCAAGGUCGAUGAGAAGCUUGAAGCUGGUGAUAAGGAGAAACUUAAGGCUGAGAUCGACAAGACUGUCCAGUGGCUUGACGACAAUCAGCAAGCUACCAAGGACGAGUACGAGUCCCAGCAGAAGGAGCUUGAAGGUGUUGCCAACCCUAUCAUGAUGAAGUUCUACGGCGCUGGUGGUGAGGGUGGUAUGCCCGGUGGUAUGCCUGGUGGUGGUAUGCCCGGUGGUGGAUUCCCUGGUGCCGGUGCUGGUGGCGCUCCUGGCGGUGGCGAUGAUGGUCCUACCGUCGAGGAGGUCGACUAAAUGUCUCAUCCUUUCCUUGGCGUCAUCUUCUUCCUGCAUAGAUCCUUUGGGUGGACAGGAGUUAUUUGCUGGAGCUCACGCCUGAAGAUGAGCUUCUUACGGCUGUUCAUGUAGCGUGGGUCUCCUUUGUUAUGAAAUGAGAUAUAAUCAUUCGGACGGCAAAAGUUCGUAGAAUAAGACAAGGCUUAUGUCUUCCAUAAUCAAUACUUAAGAAAUUGUUCUCCACAUGUCUUACUAUGGCGCUCCGUCGAUAUUUACCCAGCUUAAAGAAAAAUCUUUCCAACGGCUAGGUCCGACAAGCGUUGAUACAAGCUAGC